AUGUCAGCCAUGCCAAAUAAUUCCUCAGAUCCGUCGAAAUGCCCCCAACAUAGUGAAAACCGUGCAGAUGGCGACGCGCGCUCUAUGACAGGGUCAACCUCAUCGGAGGAUUCCCUUGACCAAGUCGAUGCCCUUGAUCGCACUGUAACAAGCCAUUCGCGCAUGUCAGAGCCCGACCUGACCAGGAGAGUCACAUCAAUUGGAACCACGGGCACGACAGAUCCAAAUUAUGAAGUCGACUAUGAGGACGGGGACGACCCGUCCAAUCCUAAGAAUUGGUCGUUCAAAUACAAAGGCAUGGCAAUUUCCAUGCUGUCCUGGAACACUUUAGUUAUUGUUUUACAUUCCACGUCUUACACUUCCGGUAUACCAGUCAUCGGUGCAGAAUUUGGUGCCUCGAAUACCAUUGUCACCCUAGGGUUGACGUUCUACCUUAUUGGCCUGGCCAUUGGGUCGAUGUUCAUGGCCCCGCUAAGUGAAGUAUACGGCCGUAAGCCUGUUUCCAUUGUGUGUCUGAGUAUCUUCACGGUCUUGAUCAUUCCCUGCGCGUUGGCCCAGUCCAUCGAGGCUUUGAUUAUUUCCCGCACCAUUGGAGCAUUAUUCGGAAGUGUUAUGAUCUCCACUGCACCAGGAAUGGUGUCAGACCUGGUAACGGAUGAGCAAAGAGCGCUGGCCAUCUCUAUUUGGAGUAUUGGGCCUAUCAACGGACCAGUUUUGGGUCCUAUCCUUGGAGGUUUCGUGACGCAGUACCUGGGCUGGCGAUGGAUGAACUGGAUUGCUUUGAUGCUCUCCGGAGUCGCCUUAGCCUUUGCUUGCCUCAUGAAGGAGACGUAUAGUCCGAUCAUCUUGCAGAAAAAGGCUGCGCGCAGACGGAAUGAGACAAACGACGACCGGUGGUGGAGUCGAUACGACCAGAAAGCCAGUCUUCUGGAUAUGCUGAAAAUAAACCUCAGUAGACCGUUUGUCAUGGCUGUUCUAGAGCCCAUCUGUAUCUUCUGGAACCUCUACAUCGCAAUUGUAUACGGAAUCCUCUACCUCUGCUUCACAGCCUACCCCAUCGUCUUCCGCCAAAUCCGCGGCUGGUCGCUUGGCCUCUCAGGCCUCGCCUUCUGCGGCAUCGGAGUCGGAUGCAUGAUCAUGAUCGCCUGCGAACCCUUCGUCCGCCGCAUGAUCAACAGCCACAAGCGCGACCCAGAAACCGGCAAAGUACCCCCCGAAGCCAUGGUCUCGAUCGUGUGCAUCGCCGCCGUCCUAAUUCCUACUGGAGAGCUCUGGUUCGCCUGGACCUGCGCGCCAGCCUCCAUCCCCUGGAUCGUCCCCAUCCUCGCGGGUAUGUUGUUCGGUUGCGGGAACGCCGGUGUCUUCAUCUAUGCUUCGAAUUACCUCACCGAUAGCUAUGGCGUGUAUGCUGCCUCUGCACUGGCGGGGAACUCUGUCAUGCGUAGCAUUCUGGGUGGUGUUAUGCCGCUUGUGGGUACCUACCUGUACGACGGGCUUGGGCCGAACUGGGCGGGAACUCUGCUUGGAUUACUUGAGGUGGCGAUUAUCCCGAUCCCAUUUGUGUUUUACAAGUACGGGUAUAAGAUUCGGAUGAGGAGUUCGCUUAUCAGUCGGAUGCAAGAGGAUAAGAGGAAGCUGGAGAACAAGCGGAAGCGCAUGGAGCAGCGUUUGGCGCCGGAGACGAAUGCAGCUACUGAAGAGACGGGGGAGAAAGAGGGGGCCUAA
Aspergillus puulaauensis is the source of this 1725-nucleotide messenger RNA. Its product is annotated as MFS transporter. Gene Ontology annotation, biological process: transmembrane transport. Lineage: Eukaryota; Fungi; Ascomycota; Eurotiomycetes; Eurotiales; Aspergillaceae. Gene Ontology annotation, molecular function: transmembrane transporter activity. The record is from RefSeq and is a predicted model, not a curated record. The transcript has 4 exons. The coding region runs from base 1 to 1725 and encodes 574 amino acids.